AUGCCGACGGGGAUGUUUGGGUGGCGCGGUAAACAUUUAGGUCGUAUUGGCGGCGCGGGGACGUAUUCGCGUCAACUAUGGUCCCCCCCGCGCGCCUCUGGAGCCACCCUCGCCGAAGAGGGGGUGUCCUCGGCGGUGAAUCGUCAGGAGGAGGAAAACGAGGGCUCCACGAUCCUCUUCACAGUGGAGGGCAUGAGGUGCGGGGGAUGUUCCGCGGCGGUGCAGAAGGUGCUCGUCGCAACCCCGGGCGUGUCGCGUGCGGCGGUCAACCUCGUCACGGAGACCGCCGCGGUGGAGCUCGCGGCUGGGGCGUCGGAGUCCACCAUCGCCGAGUUCACCAAGGCUGUCGGGGACAAGGGAUUCACCAUGUCCCCCCGCCCCGUGGGCCGCGCCGCAGAGGAGGCCGCGAUCAAGGCAGAGGCUCGACGCGCGGAAGAGAUGGAGCGUACGAAGUGGGACCUGUACAAGGCGUGGGGGCUGACGGGCCUCUGUCUGGUCACCCAUACCACCCAUCACCUGCACCACUUUGGGCUACACGAGUACGCGCACGGCGAGCUGCUCACCGCGCUCGGGCAGCCGUGGGUCGGGGGAGCCAUCGCCGUGCUAGCCCUCGCGGGACCCGGGGCGGGGAUCAUGCGAGAGGGAUUCAAGGCUUUGGCGAACGGUGCCCCGAACAUGAACUCACUCGUGGGCGUGGGCGCCUCGGCAGCCUUUGCACUGUCCAUCGCGGGGGCGCUCGCCCCCCCCGUCAUCGGUGACUACGGCGUACCGGUCAACAACGACUUUUUCGAAGAGCCCGUGCUGCUCCUAGCGUUCAUCCUUCUCGGGCGAGCGCUGGAAUCGCGCGCCAGGGCCAGGGCCGCCUCUGACCUUCGAUCAUUGUCCACCUUGCUCCCGCUGGACGCGAGACUUGUGGUGGCAGACAAGCUCCCAGAGGUUGGCGACGACUCCGACCCGAUGACGGUAAGUGUGGACCGCCUGGCGCUGCGACCAGGGGAUCUGGUACGCGUCCUUCCAGGUGAGGUCAUACCAGUAGACGGUGAAGUCGUGUCCGGCGCCGCGGCGGUGGACGAGGCGACGCUCACUGGGGAACCCCUCCUUGUGCCAAAGGCUGGCGGCGAUCAGGUCUCUGCGGGUACUGGCGUGUUCGAGGGACCGCUCACCGUCAGGGCCACCACUGCAGGUGACGGUAGCGUCGCGGCAGGGAUCGCGCGGACUGUUGCUGACGCGCAAGCUCGCGCCGCACCCGUGCAGCGGCUCGCGGAUGCCGUCGCGGGUCCCUUUGUGUACGGAGUCAUGGCUGCCUCGGCGACAACUUUCGCGUUCUGGAACUUUGCUGGCGAUGCCUUCUUCCCCGGAGCGCUCUUGGAGGCAUCUGGGGGCGCUGGGGCGACGCUGGGGGCCUUGAAACUCGCCACAGAUGUUCUUGUGGUGGCGUGUCCGUGUGCCUUAGGUCUAGCGACCCCGACCGCGGUCCUUGUUGCCACUUCUGCUGGCGCCCGGCUUGGGCUGUUGCUGCGGGGAGGGGAUGUCCUGGAGGCUUCCGCCCAGAUAGACACCGUGGCGCUGGACAAGACUGGCACGAUCACCGAGGGAAAACCCAGAGUCACGGGUGUAGCAUGUGCUAGCGACGAACUCACCAGUGCGGACGUGCUGAGGCUCGCGGCGGCGGUGGAGUCGACGACAACGCACCCUUUGGCGGCUGCUGUGGAAGAGGCUGCCACUGCGGCAGUCACUGCCGAUCGGGGACCCCAUAACACUCUGCCCCGCGCUGACGACGCCGAAACAUCUCCGGGUCGUGGUGCGGCGGCCAAUGUCGAGGGGAAACGCGUGUACGUGGGCAACCCAGAGUGGGUUGAGUCACAAGUGGGUGCCCCUGCCGGGUCAGCGGCUGCACUGAGCGCCGCUGCGGCGGACAACUCCGAAGCAACCGGUGGGCCGGCGGCUGCCGCGUGUAGUCUCGUCGCCGUGGGCAUUGAAGGUGAGGGUAUCAUCGGUGCCAUAGCACUAGCGGAUAAGAUCAGGCCCGGUGCCGCCGGCGCGGUCCGUCGACUGGUUGAUAUGGGCCUGAAAGUGGUGAUUCUCUCUGGCGACAGGCAGCCGGCUGUGGAUGCCAUCGCCCAGGAGCUCGGUCUUGGAGGUAGUGUGGUAGCCAAGGGUGGUUUGCUUCCGGCUGACAAGGAAGCGUUCGUGAAAGGACUACAGGAGCGAGGCGCGAAGGUUGCGAUGGUCGGUGACGGCAUCAACGACGCCCCAGCGCUUGUUGCUGCAGAUGUGGGAAUGGCUGUGAGCGGCGGCAUGGAGGCCACGGCGCAGGCUGCCGGCGUCGUCCUGCUUGGCGAUAAGGACGACGGAAAGUCCGGGGUUGCAGGCGGCGGCGUGGGUCAAGCCGCGGAUGCGAUCGAACUGGGUCGUUCCGCGCUCUCGAAAAUUCGUCAGAAUCUUGGAUGGGCUCUGGCGUACAACUUGGUCGGGAUCCCGGUUGCCGCUGGAGUGCUGCUCCCGGAGUAUGGGAUCAGUCUCAACCCGGCUGCAGCUGGUGCGAUGAUGGCGCUCUCGUCUGUAGCUGUGGUCACAAAUAGCUUACUGCUUAAGGUUCCCGGUGGUGUGGAGCGUGCGGGCGCUCCAGGUGAUGGACUCAUCAAAAGACCCAGUGCCCGCCCGGCGCCAGCCCGGUGA
Micromonas commoda is the source of this 2679-nucleotide messenger RNA. RefSeq names its product p-type ATPase superfamily. The record is from RefSeq and is a predicted model, not a curated record. Gene Ontology annotation, biological process: monoatomic cation transport; copper ion homeostasis. The coding region runs from base 1 to 2679 and encodes 892 amino acids. The transcript has a single exon. Gene Ontology annotation, molecular function: P-type divalent copper transporter activity; ATP hydrolysis activity; copper ion binding. Gene Ontology annotation, cellular component: membrane. Lineage: Eukaryota; Viridiplantae; Chlorophyta; Mamiellophyceae; Mamiellales; Mamiellaceae.